AUGGUUGGCGUUAUUCGUCGUCUCAAUGUCGUCAGGGAACUCCUGAACAUCCGCGCCGGGCCGGGCGCUGCCCUCCUCCCCAAGGAGGUCACCAAGGUGCAUUUGCAGUUUGCUCACAAGAUCGAAGGUGGCCAUAUGGGUCCCAGGAAGUUCUGGAGGCAGAAUCUCCCGAAGCUCAAGUACUGGAAUCCCGCGGUCCCCAUGGUGAUCAACAGGACAAGCGACCAGAACGGUCCCGCUGUCAUGACCAUUUACUUCCGCAACGACAAGGAGGCUACGCCAUCUUCGGCCCCCUUUCCGAUUUCCUCGGCUGACGGUUCAUCCCCAGCCCCGAAGCCUGCCAAGGGCGAGAGGAUAGUCACCAUCGACAUGAAGAACCGCAAGUCGUCCGUUAUUCUUAACGAAUUUCUGACCACGACUGGUGCCGUUCCACUUCAGCCGACGCCCAAGGACGAGGAGGAGUUCCGCGAGUUCGAGGACCUUCGUAGGAAGUCCGAGAUUGACCGCGAGCGCAUCCGGAAGAUGAACGAUGCAAAGAAGAGAGAGAAGGCCAUGUUGGCCAAGGCCAUGAGCGACGCCCAGUCCAUCAAGGCCGCUUCCGCAUAG
Molecule: messenger RNA, 606 nt
Organism: Sordaria macrospora k-hell
Lineage: Eukaryota; Fungi; Ascomycota; Sordariomycetes; Sordariales; Sordariaceae
Product: mitochondrial 54S ribosomal protein mL61
Cellular component (GO): mitochondrion
Molecular function (GO): structural constituent of ribosome
Source: RefSeq, a predicted model, not a curated record